UUCCUCAAGCAGAGGACAAGGUUCCUCAAACUGAGGACAAAGUACCUCACACUGAGGACAAGGUACCUCACAAGGUUCCUCAAGCUGAGGCCAAGGUACCUCACACUGAGGACAAGGUACCUCACACUGAGGACAAGGUUUCUCACGCUGAGGACAAGGUUUCUCACGCUGAGGACAAGUUUCCUCACGGUAAGGACAAGGUUCCUCAAGCUGAGGACAACGUUCUUCACGCUGACGACAAGGUACCUCAUACUGAGGACAAUGUUCCUCAAGCUGAGGACAAGGUACCUCACACUGAAGACAAGAUUCCUCACGGUGAGGACUAAUUUCCACACGCUGAGGACAAGGUUCAAGAAAUUUUCAUUUUUUCACCAAAUCCGAAAUUUUCAAGAAAUUUUCAUUUUUUCGGCAAAUCCGAAAUUUUCAAGAAAAUUUUCAUUUUUUCGCCAAAUCCGAAAUUUUCAAGAAAAUUUUCAUUUUCUCGCCAAAUCCGAAGUUCCUCAAGCAGAGGACAAGGUUCCUCAAACUGAGGACAAAAUACCUCACACUGAGGACAAGGUACCUCACAAGGUUCCUCAAGCUGAGGCCAAGGUACCUCACACUGAGGACAAGGUACCUCACACUGAGGACAAGGUUUCUCACGCUGAGGACAAGGUUUCUCACGCUGAGGACAAGUUUCCUCACGGUGAGGACAAGGUUCCUCAAGCUGAGGACAACGUUCUUCACGCUGACGACAAGGUUCCUCAUACUGAGGACAAUGUUCCUCAAGCUGAGGACAAGGUACCUCACACUGAAGACAAGGUUCCUCACGGUGAGGACAAAUUUCCACACGCUGAGGACAAAUUUCCUCACGCUGAGGAAAGGGUUCCUCACGCUGAGGACAAGGCAACUCACACUGAGGACAAUGUUCCUCAAGCUGAAGACAAGGUACCUCACACUGAGAACAAGGUUCCUCACGCUGAGGAGAAUUUUCCUCAAGCUGAGGACAAAGUAAUUCACACUGAGGAAGGGCUUCCCCCACUGAGUACAACCUCCUCACUCUGAAGACAAGGUUCUUGACGGUGAGGACAAGGUUCCUCACGGUGAGGACAAGGUUCCUCUCGCGGAGGACAAGAUUCCUCACGCAGAGGACAAGGUUCCUCAAGCUGAGGACAAGGUUCGUCACGCUGAGGACAAGGUUUCUCACGCUGAGAACAAGGUUCCUCACGCUGAGGACAAGGUUCCUCAAGCUGAGGAUAAAGUUCCCCAAGCUGAGGACAAAGUACCUCACACUGAAGACAAGGUACCUCACACUGAGGAUAACGCUCCCCACGCUAACGACAAGGCUCCUCACAGUGAGGACUAGGUUCCUCACGCUGAGGACAAGGUUCCUCACGCUGAGGAUAAAGUUCCCCAAGCUGAGGACAAAGUACCUCACACUGAAGACAAGGUACCUCACACUGAGGAUAACGGUCCCCACGCUGACGACAAGGCUCCUCACAGUGAGGACUAGGUUCCUCACGUUGAGGACAAGGUUCCUCACGCAGAGGACAAGGUUCCUCUCGCUGAGGACAAGGUACCUCACUCUGAGGGCAAGGUUCCUCAUUCUGAGGACAAGGUUCCUCACACUGAGGACAAGGUCCCUCACACUGAGGACAAGGUUCCUCACGCUGAGGACAAGGUACCUCACGCUGAGGACAAUGUUCCUCACGCUGAAGACAAGGUUCCCCAAGCUGAGGACAAGUUAGGUCACACUGAGGACAAGGUACCGCACACUUAGGACAAGGUACCUCACGUUGAGGACAAGGUUCCUCACGGUGAGGACAAGGUUUCUCACGGUGACGACAAGGAUCCUCACGCUCAGGACAAGUUUCCUCUCACUGAGGACAAGGUUCCUCACGCUGAGGACAAGGUUUCUCCGGCUGAGGACAUGGCACCUCACGCUAAGGACGACGUACCUCACACUGAGAACAAGGUACCUCACACUGAGAAUAAGGUUCUUCAUGGUGAGGACAAGGUCCUCACGCAGAGGACCAGGUCCCUCAAGGUGAGCACAAGGUUCCUCAAGCUGACGACAAUGUACCGCACACUGAGGACAAGGUUCCUCGCACUGAGGACAAGGCUUUUCACGCUGACGACAAGGUUCCUCACGCUGAGAACAAGGUUCCUCAAGCUGAGGGCAAAGUUUCUCACGCUGAGGACAAGGUACCUCACACUGAGGACAAGGUACGUCACACCGAGGACAAGUUUCCUCACCCUGAGGACAAGGUACCUCUCACUGAGGACAAGUUUCCUCACGCUGAAGACAUGGUACCUCACACUGAGGACAAGGUACGUCACACUGAGGACAAGGUUCCUCACACUGAGGACAAGGUUCCUCACGCUGAGGACAAGGUACCUCACACUGGGGGCAAGGUUCCUCAAGCUGAGAAAAAUGUACCUCACACUGAGAACAAGGCACCUCCCACUGAGGACAGGGUUCUUCACGCCCAGGACAAGGAUCCUCACGCUGAAGACAAGGUUCCUCACGCUGAGGACAAGGUUCUGACGCUGAGAACCAGGUUCCUCAAGCUGAGGACAGGUUUCUCCACCAUGAAGACAAGGUAGCUCACACUGAGGGCAAGGUAUUUCACACUGAGGACAAGGUUGCUGACGCUGAGGACAACGAUCCUCAAGCUGAGGACAAGGUACCUCACACUGAGGACAAGGUACCUCACACUGAGGACAAGGCUUCUCACGCUGAGGACAAGGUUGCUGCCGCUGAGGACAAGCUUAGUGACGCUGAGGACAAAGUCCUCACGCAGAGGACAAGGUCCCUCAAGGUGAGGACAAGAUUUCUCACGCUGAGGACAAGGUACCUCACACUGAGGACAAGGUACCUCACACUGAGGACAAGGUUCCUCACGCUGAGGUCAAGGAACCUCACACUGAGGAAAAGGUUCCUCAUGCUGAGGAAAAGGUUCCUCAAGCUGAGGACAAGAUACCUCACACUGAGGACAAGGCACGCGACACUGAGGACAAUGUCCCUCACGCUGAGGACAAGGUACCUCACACUGAGGUCAAGGUAUCUGACACUGAGGAAAAGGUUGCUCAUGCUGAGGACAAGGUUCCUCACGCUGAGGACAAGUACCUCACACUGAGGACAAGGUACCUCACACUCAGGACAAGGUUCCUCACGAUGAGGACAAGGUACCUCACACUGAGGGCAAGGUAUUUCACACUGACGACAAGGUUACUGACGCUGAGGACAAGGUACCUCAUACUGAGGACAAGGUACCUCGCACUGCGGACCUGUUCCCUCACACUGAGGAAAAGGGUCCUCACGCUGAGGACAAGGUUCCUCACGCUGCGGACAAGGUACCUCACACUGAGGACAAGCUUCUUCAAGCUGAGAAAAAGGUACCUCACACUGAGGACAAGGAACCUCCCACUGAGGACAGGGUUCCUCACGCCUGGACAAGGUUCCUCACGCUGAGGAAAAGGUUCCUCACGCUGAGGACAAUGUCCUGACGCUGAGAACAAGGUUCCUCAAUCUGAGGACAAGUUUCCUCACGAUGAGGACAAGGUACCUCACACUGAGGACAAGGUACCUCACACUGAGGACAAGGCUCCUCACGCUGAGGACAAGGUUGCUGCCGCUGAGGACAAGCUUACUCACGCUGAGGACAAAGUCCUCACGCAGAGGACAAGGUCCCUCAAGGUGAGGACAACAUUCCUCACGCUGAGGACAAGGUACCUCACACUGAGGACAAGGUACCUCACACUGAGGACAAGGUUCCUCACGAUGAGGACAAGGUACCUCACACUGAGGGCAAGGUAUUUCACACUGAGGACAAGGUUACUGACGCUGAGGACAAGGUUCCUCAAGCUGAGGACAAGGUACCUCACACGGAGGACAAGCUACCUCACACUGAAGUCUAGGUUUGUCACGCUGAGGACAAGGUUCCUCACGGUGAGGAAAAAAAUCCUCACGCAGAAGACAAGAUUCCUCACGUUGUGGACAAGGAUCCUCACGGUGGGGACAAGGUUUCUCACGCUGACGACAAGGUACCUCACACUGAGGACAAGGUACCUCACACUGAGGACAAGGUUCCUCACGAUGAGGACAAGGUACCUCACACUGAGGGCAAGGUAUUUCACACUGAGGACAAGGUUACUGACGCUGAGGACAAGGUUCCUCAAGCUGAGGACAAGGUACCUCACACGGAGGACAAGCUACCUCACACUGAAGUCUAGGUUUGUCACGCUGAGGACAAGGUUCCUCACGGUGAGGAAAAAAAUCCUCACGCAGAAGACAAGAUUCCUCACGUUGUGGACAAGGAUCCUCACGGUGGGGACAAGGUUUCUCACGCUGACGACAAGGUACCUCACACUGAGGACAAGGUACCUCACACUGAGGACAAGGUUCCUCACGAUGAGGACAAGGUACCUCACACUGAGGGCAAGGUAUUUCACACUGAGGACAAGGUUACUGACGCUGAGGACAAGGUUCCUCAAGCUGAGGACAAGGUACCUCACACGGAGGACAAGCUACCUCACACUGAAGUCUAGGUUUGUCACGCUGAGGACAAGGUUCCUCACGGUGAGGAAAAAAAUCCUCACGCAGAAGACAAGAUUCCUCACGUUGUGGACAAGGAUCCUCACGGUGGGGACAAGGUUUCUCACGCUGACGACAAGGUACCUCACACUGAGGACAAGGUACCUCACACUGAGGACAAGGUUCCUCACGAUGAGGACAAGGUACCUCACACUGAGGGCAAGGUAUUUCACACUGAGGACAAGGUUACUGACGCUGAGGACAAGGUACCUCAUACUGAGGACAAUUUACCUCGUACUGAGGACCUGUUACCUCACACUGAGGACUAGAUUCUUCCCGCUGAGGACAAGAUACCUGACACUGCGGACAAGGUUCGUCACGCUGAGGACAAGGUUCCUCAAGCUGGGGACAAAGUCCAUCACACUGUGGACAAGGUACCUCACACUGAGGACAACGUUCCUCACGCUGAGGACAAGGUUCCCCAAGCUGAGGACAAGGUACGUCACACUGAGGAGAAGGUACCUCACACUUAGGACAAGGUACCUCACACUGAGGACAAGGUACCUCACACUGAGGACAAGGUUCCUCACGCUGAAGACAACGUUCCUGAAGCUGAGGACAAGGUUCUUCAAGCUGUGGACAAAGUACCUCCAACUGAGCUCAAGGUUCCUCACGCCCAGGACAAGGUACGUCACGCUGAGGACAAGGUUCCUGACGCUGAGGACAAGGUCCUCACGGUGAGGACAAAGUUCCUCAAGCUGAGGACAAGGUUCCUCACGCUGAGUACAAGGUACCUCACAUUGAGGACAAAGUACGUCACACUGAGGAAAAGGGUCCUCACGCUGAGGACAAGGUUCCUCACGCUGCGGACAAGGUACCUCACACUAAGGAGAAGCUUCCUAAAGCUGAGAAAAAGGUACCUCACACUGAGGACAAGGAACCUCCCACUGAGGACAGGGUUCCUCACGCCCAGGACAAGGUUCCUCACGCUGAGGAAAAGGUUCCUCGCGCUGAGGACAAGGUCCUGACGCUGAGAAGAAGGUUCCUCAAUCUGAGGACAAGGUUCCUCACGAUGAGGACAAGGUACCUCACACUGAGGACAAGGUACCUCACACUGAGGACAAGGCUCCUCACGCUGAGGACAAGGUUGCUGCCGCUGAGGACAAGCUUACUCACGCUGAGGACAAAGUCCUCACGCAGAGGACAAGGUCCCUCAAGGUGAGGUUUCUCACGCUGAGGACAAGGUUCCUCACGGUGAGGAAAAAAAUCCUCACGCAGAAGACAAGGUUCCUCACGUUGUGGACAAGGAUCCUCACGGUGAGGACAAGGUUUCUCACGCUGACGACAAGGUUCCUCACGCUGAGGACAAGUUACCUCACACUGAGGACAAGGGUCCUGACGCUGGCAAAAAGGUUCCUCUCACUGAGGACAAGGUACCUCACGCUGAGGACAUGGUACCUCACACUGAGGACAAGGUUCGUCAAGCUGAGGACACGGUACCUCACCCUGAGGUCAAGGUACCUCGCACGGAGGACAAGGCUCCUCACGCUGGGGACAAGGUUCCUCACGCUGAGGAGAAGUUACCUCACAUUGAGGACAAGGGUGCUGACGCUGGCGACAAGGUUCCUCUCACUGAGGACAAGGUUCCACACGCUUAG
This is a messenger RNA of Paramuricea clavata, 6174 nucleotides long. The record is from the annotation of a GenBank genome assembly. Lineage: Eukaryota; Metazoa; Cnidaria; Anthozoa; Malacalcyonacea; Plexauridae.